AGUUUGGGGGUUUUAUCUCUCUAUAAGGAUCUGGUGUCUCUCUCUCUAGAUAGCUCUGUAAAUCUCGAAGAAUCAAAAAGAUUAAAUCUUUGGGGUUUUUAUUUUUCGCGGGAAAAGAUGUCAGGAAAAGGCGCGAAGGGUUUGAUUCACGGCAAAGGAGCCGGAAACAACAAAGAUAAGGACAAGAAGAAACCCACCUCCCGAUCCUCACGAGCUGGCCUUCAGUUCCCGGUGGGUCGUAUCCACCGUCUUUUGAAGCAAAGGACCACAGCUAAUGGGAGAGUGGGAGCAACUGCUGCAGUUUAUUCUGCAGCUAUCUUGGAGUAUCUGACUGCUGAAGUUUUAGAGUUGGCAGGCAAUGCCAGCAAAGAUCUGAAGGUGAAACGUAUCACUCCCAGGCAUUUGCAGCUUGCAAUCCGUGGUGACGAAGAACUUGAUACUCUGAUUAAAGGUACCAUUGCUGGUGGAGGUGUCAUUCCUCACAUUCACAAGUCGCUUAUCAACAAGUCGACCAAGGAGUAGUGAUGGGGGACAAAUUCUGAGGAGAAUCUUCUUUGUGACAUAGAAUUAUGUGUUUUAUUUAUUACUUUGCUAGUUAAUUUUCAUGUCUGAUAGUAUCUGUAAGGGAUAAUUGUGAUUGGAACCUCUUUUUCUUAAUUAAUCUAGGCUUACUCUGGGAGGUCUGUUGUCAUAAUGCCGUAGUGCAUAGCUGGUAUCAAAAGAAUGUUUGGACUA
This is a messenger RNA of Argentina anserina (silverweed cinquefoil), 735 nucleotides long. RefSeq names its product probable histone H2A variant 3. Gene Ontology annotation, biological process: heterochromatin formation. The transcript has 2 exons. Gene Ontology annotation, cellular component: chromatin; nucleosome. Lineage: Eukaryota; Viridiplantae; Streptophyta; Magnoliopsida; Rosales; Rosaceae. The coding region runs from base 118 to 522 and encodes 134 amino acids. Gene Ontology annotation, molecular function: structural constituent of chromatin; protein heterodimerization activity; DNA binding. The record is from RefSeq and is a predicted model, not a curated record.